Molecule: messenger RNA, 1378 nt
Organism: Coffea arabica (coffee)
Lineage: Eukaryota; Viridiplantae; Streptophyta; Magnoliopsida; Gentianales; Rubiaceae
Product: serine/threonine-protein kinase Aurora-3
Biological process (GO): protein phosphorylation
Molecular function (GO): ATP binding; protein kinase activity
Source: RefSeq, a predicted model, not a curated record
CGUUAAUUCUACACUGGGAAGUGAGAAGUGAGAACCUCCCAACUAGAAUUUUGAAAGCUCAAAUUUUCUUCAGGCAGGCGGGCGGUGAAUUCAUCACAACUUCCAUCGGAUCAUCCUUAACCGCUCCGGUAAAUGACGUCAUCAUCAUCUCAAACUCAAGUCCAAUCUCAGAAGCCCCCUAGAAAACCCCAAGCACCACCCAUUUCCACCACCACACCCACCACCUCAAAACGGAAUUGGUCCCUCAACGAUUUCGAAAUCGGAAAACCCAUCGGCCGUGGCAAAUUCGGCCGCGUCUACCUAGCCCGCGAAGUCCAGAGCAAGUAUAUAGUGGCGUUGAAGGUGAUAUUCAAGGAGCAAAUAGGGAAACAUGGGCUGCACAGGCAAUUGAGGAGAGAGAUGGAGAUUCAGUCUAGUCUUCACCACCCCAAUAUUCUUAGGCUUCACGGCUGGUUCCACGACGACCUCCGCGUUGUCUUGAUUUUGGAGUACGCCCACGGCGGCGAGCUUUACCGCCAGCUCCGCAAGUCCGGCCACUUCUCCGAACCACAAGCCGCCUAUUACAUUGCUAGUCUCACGCGAGCAUUGGCAUAUUGCCAUGAGAAGCAUGUGAUUCACAGGGACAUCAAACCAGAAAACUUGCUACUUGAUCAUGAGGGCCACUUGAAGAUUGCAGAUUUUGGAUGGUCCGUACAAUUAAAGUCAGAAAGCAAAAGAAUGACCAUGUGUGGAACUUUGGACUAUUUAGCACCAGAAAUGGUGGACAACCAAGCUCAUGACUAUGCUGUUGACAACUGGACAUUGGGUGUCCUGUGCUAUGAGCUUUUGUAUGGCGUUCCUCCAUUUGAGGCAGAGAGCCAGAGGGAUACAUUCAGAAGGAUAAUGAAGGUCGACCUCAGCUUCCCUUCCACUCCUACUGUGUCUGCAGAAGCCAAAAAUCUCAUCAGUCGGCUUCUGGUAAAGGACUCAAAAAAAAGGCUGUCCCUUAAGGAGAUUUUGGAGCACCCUUGGGUAGUUAAGAAUGCUGAAAACGCAGUUGCCUGCACAUAUUAGCUUAGUCCCAUUCUACUCCAAUCUCUGAGUUGGAGAUUACUUCUAGUUAAAGUGAAGUGAAGUUGUCUUUAGAACGCAUUUGUAAUCUCAGAAGAAGAAAACUUUAUUUCUUUUUCUCUUCAUUCGAGCACUAUACAUAGCAUUAAGUUGUAAAUUACUACAAGUUUAGUGCUUGACUUCUUGCUAACAUGCAAAUGAAUCUCACCGUCAAAGCACCGAUUAAUUAGUUUUAUGAGUUUCAUGGUGUAACAUUUGGAUCUUGGUCAAUAGAGAGCUUGUUCAGCCAAAGAAAAUUAUGAAACAAUAGCUAUCUGAAACAGUUUGU